Molecule: messenger RNA, 4184 nt
Organism: Nothobranchius furzeri (turquoise killifish)
Lineage: Eukaryota; Metazoa; Chordata; Actinopteri; Cyprinodontiformes; Nothobranchiidae
Gene: mepcea
Product: methylphosphate capping enzyme a
Biological process (GO): snRNA modification
Molecular function (GO): RNA methyltransferase activity; snRNA binding; O-methyltransferase activity
Source: RefSeq, a predicted model, not a curated record
AGUCUGGGAUCUCUCCACCCCAGUCACAUUGAGCCUCAGCUCGGAGCCCGGAUGCGCCGCCAUGCCGACUCUAUUAGCAAUUAUAAUCAUUUAUUCGCCUUAUUAACCUGUCUGAUACAGACCUACUUGAGUUGACUAGAGAGACACUGAGGGACUAAGAAGUCCUGAUCUUGUAAAGAGAAAGACCCCCUCGCGCAGCGCGUUGUGUUUGUGUUCAGAGAUUUGUGCGCGAGCUAUGCUAAGCUAGCGCUAGCUCGCGCGGCGCAGUGACAGUGAGGAGGCGGGGAGAGCCGAGCUGCGGGGCGAGACUGUUAUUUUGAUGGUGACUACACUGUUGACUGCACGCUGGUAGGUAGGCAGCCAUCUGGGAGAAAGUAUCACUUCCACAUCCACGACUGGGGCUUUAACCAGGAUUCAGACAACAACACACCGAGCUGUGGUGAUGAAAGGUAAAUAAAGACCUUCAGAUAAGAAAGGCAACCCUUGGGUGAAGAUUCUUGUUUUAGUCAUUUGUUCGCUGUCUAGCUACACGCACCUGCACGCUGAGGACAGCCUACAUUCACCACACUUGACCCAGGAAACUCUUCAAUGUAAAGCAAAUGUCUGUUGAUGAGAAGAUUGAAAAAGCUGGCAGUCCACAGGCCAGCUCAGCUUCACCUCUGCAGCUCUCGGAGUGUUCUGGAGGUUACAGUAGCGUGUCCGUGACCAUGGAGGAAGCUGCAGCCACCCCUGACUGUACAGCUGCUUGUCCUGUCCCAGGCACCGCUGCCUCACCAAAACACACCAGCACGGACAGCGCUGGACAGAAAACCAAAGGGAACGACAACGGCAUCAAUCGCAGGAACAGCUUCCAACAUGUUAAACAGCAGCAGCAGCAAACUAAGCUAACAAAGCGACGCUACACGGCAAGCUCUGGUUUCAAACAUCCAUCAUCUGGGAAGAGAAGACGAAGGGCCGUCUCAGAAAGUGACUCAGUCCUGCCGACAAAAUUCCUCCUGGGAGGCAACAUUUUUGACCCACUAAAUCUCAACAGCCUGAUGGAUGAGGAGGUCAACAGGGCACUUAAUGCAGAGACGCCAAAAUCCUCCCCGCUGCCUGCGAAGAGUCGAGACCCGGUUGAGAUUCUUAUCCCCAGGGACAUCACUGAUCCGCUGAACCUGAACAGCGGUAUAGCGGACAGCAUCUUGUUGGCGUCUCCCUUUAAAGGCAGUGGAAGGAAAAGGCAUCGGAACAGACAUCACGGAGGAGGGGCUGGGAGUGGGAUUUCAAACAAUCAAACGAACGCCUCAGAGUCAGAAAAGGGUGAGGUCAAAAGCAGCACCUCUGCACAGCUUCCAGGCAUGCCCGAUUCAUGUUCUGCACAAGAUGCCUCCAAAGAGCCCAACAGUUUCUCGAGUGUCCCCGGAGAUUCCCGUGAACCCACGGCUGACAACACUGCCAGCUCUGUGGAGGAGGCGGCUUCUGUGGCUGUGGAAAAUCCUGCUCUUCUGUCGGUGGGAUCAAAUCAGCCUGCAAGCAGACGCAAACGGAGGCGCAACUCAGGAAAAAUGGAGCACCCUGUCACCCACUCUACCCCCGUUAGCAAAUCAGGAUCUGGAGACGGGAGUUGUGGCACAGGUGGGCAGAAAAGCACCUUCCACACGCCAAGAAGUGGUCCCAAAGUUGUCCUGGGACCUCGCCAGCACCAGUAUCACCACAGUCACACAAAGGAACACCAGAAGAAGUUCCAGUUUGGGAACUACAACAAGUAUUAUGGGUAUCGCAACCCAGGAAAUGGCGAAGACCAGCGGAUAUUUGUGCUUCGCCAAGAGUGGUUUGAAGGUAAAGAUGUGCUGGACUUGGGGUGCAACUCGGGCCACCUGACCCUCUAUAUUGCUAAAAUGUUCCGGCCUGCACGCAUUUUGGGUCUGGAUAUUGACAGCGGUCUGAUACGUGUUGCUCGUAAGAACAUUAGACAUUAUCUGUCUGAGCUGCAGACCCAAGAGGCCAGGCAUGCAGUGCAGGAGAAAAAGACUGCUACCCAGGAGAAGAAUGAGAACGAGUGCCUGGCAGGCACAGAGAAGGAGCAUGGUGAAAAUAGGAAAGCAGCAGCAGGACAAGGUGGCCCAGCAGGGAACUCUUGUCUACCAGUUGAGACGGGGACCCAGGAGCAGGACAGUAAAACGGAUGAAAUGGAGCAAAAAGAGUGUGAUGCUCUGCCUGCUAAUACCCCUGUGAGCUGCUCUUUCCCAGUGUCUCUGCGGAUCUCCAGGGGUCCCAUCGCUGCACCCCCAAUAACAGAAACGUGCACCGCUCAGCCUGGGGAGUUCCCAUCUAAUGUGUCCUUCAUCACGGCCAACUAUGUCUUGCAGAACGAUAAUCUUCUUUUGACCCAGUGCCCAGAAUAUGAUGUGAUCCUGUGCCUCAGUGUUACCAAGUGGGUCCACCUAAACUGGGGGGACAGUGGCCUAAAGCGCUUCUUCAGGAGAGCCUACAAACAUCUCCGUCCAGGAGGCAUGUUCAUCCUGGAGCCGCAGCCCUGGGAGUCCUACGUGAGAAGGAAGAAGCUGUCGGAAAACAUCAGCAGGAAUUUCCACAGCAUCCGGCUCAAACCUGACCAGUUUUCAUCAUAUCUCACUAGUGAAGUUGGCUUCACCAGUUUUGAGCACCUCGGUUCUCCAAAGUGUUCAGUUAAAGGUUUUCAGAGGCCAAUCUAUGUUUUUCACAAAUGACCGCGUCAGCCUUGAACACAGAAGAAUGCGAGAAGCUCCAACCACCAACAUUCAUCCAGACCAGUCGGCUGCACUGGACCGGUCAUCGAUGACCAUUAACUUUUUGAUGCCGAAGGACAAGAAGAACCGGGACCAAAGAUUAAAAUCAGUUUGGACUAUAAAAAUUCUGGAUGUGACUCUGGGAUGUAUGACUGGAGACAAAAACCAUAAAUCAGAGUUUAUGCAGAUUGUAGCUGAUGCUCUCGUCAGAUUGUCAUGGUAGUGAUCCCAGACUGCUGCAUGGAAUUGUUUUGGGCGUAUGUCAUUACAUUCACAGCACUGGUGUCAGCCACAUGGCCUAACUCCCUGAGUUGACACUCUGCUGGUGAACGUUCAUAACAUCAGCUGGUAGCUGGUGCACCACUCAAUUAUACAAUUAUUAAAAGGAUCAUAUCUGAAAAUCCACGCUCAAACGAAGCCACUGGCUAAGCCGUCCUAAAACGUUGUUUCAACAUGGAGUCAGUAUUCUAGUCUAGGUGGCUACAUCUGACAGGCUGAGCAGUUUUAAAGCUACGACGUUUAACAAAAAAAGGGUUUUCUUUUAAAUUUUUCAGAUCCUGAACUGAUUUGUCACCAGAUCAAAUGAUAAAUAUGCCGUCUGACACACUGCCAAAAUGUUUCAGAGCUAUCAGAAGAGAUGCGGCGACACGGUCUGGGUCUUUGACCCGGUGGGGACUGGAAUCAGCUUGUCCGCUUUUCUUUAUUUUGUGAUUUUAUGGUUACUUUGUGCACUGAGCACCUCUCAACUCCAGAUGUUCAUUUUUGGUGAUGCGGGGCGGAAAAUCUUUAAUUUUGUAGCGGGUCUUUCAUGAGUUGUUGGCUGGCGUGGACGAUGUGUUUCUCUCUCGCUUCUGCAUAAAUAUGGAUCUUAUUUUGUUGCUGUUGAUUAAUUUGUAUUUACUUGAUGUCUUCGGUUUCAUUUGUUUUACUUGUUUUCAAAUGUUUGAUGCCAAUCUGAGAAAAGAUUUCCAGUUUUUCUGUCUUUUAAACAGAUAAUUCUGCUUUGUAUUUACAAAUGAAUGUGUACAUUCUUCUGUUUUCUCUGUGUUCUGUCCUGGUUAGCACAUUGAAUGUUAGAUUAGUGCUUAAUUUUGUUUUUUUGUUUUGUUUUUUUGAUAAAUUGUUUAAAAUGAGCGUUUGUGUCAGCGCGCUCUCAUCUCCCUUAAUUUGGACUUGUCUCAACAGCUGUGAUUGUUUUAACUACAGCACAAGAAUGAACCAGGUGGCGUCGCUGGGCAGCCACUUUAAUGCUCCAACACACCGAUCAUCCAUCUUCAGAUCCUGGAUCUGAUAAAUGUUUCAAAAUUAGGAGAUGAUUAAAACAUUUGAAUCUGGUUUUUUUUAGUUUCUGAAACUGUUUAAUUUGUUUUCAGCCAUCUAGAAAUUUCCUUCCGAUAAGAAGAAAUAAACAGAAACAAUGAAAGCACACAAUCA